Messenger RNA from Contarinia nasturtii (swede midge), 2263 nucleotides. RefSeq names its product protein kinase C-binding protein 1-like. The record is from RefSeq and is a predicted model, not a curated record. NCBI's taxonomy places the organism in Eukaryota, Metazoa, Arthropoda, Insecta, Diptera, Cecidomyiidae. The coding region runs from base 1 to 2097 and encodes 698 amino acids. Gene Ontology annotation, molecular function: protein binding. The transcript has 6 exons.
AUGGCUCACGACAAGUAUUGCUGGGAAUGUAACAUAGACUCCGCCAAAUAUAAUUGCUGGAACUGUUUCCGUUCAUUUCACAAAGACUGUGUGAAAGAUGAAAGGUUUCGUAUUGGCCGAGCCGGAUGGCAAUGUCCGAUAUGUAUCGAUCUGGAAACUUCAAAAGCAAAUUUUGUCGGAAAGCAAUCGGUUCUGGAUUUGCUCAAGUACACCAUAGCUGAUAUUUUGGAAAAGCCCGCUUUUCGACAGUUGCAACAAAAGUUGGAGAACUUCUUCAAUAAAAGCGCUGAAAUCGUCAACCCAGUGGAUUUGAUAAAAAUGAAAAAGAAGGCCGAUGAAGGCCUCUACGAUAGUUUGGAAGCAUUCGCCGUUGAUAUUGAAUGUAUUUUACAUAAUAUCGGCAUACGUCGCUGGUUGCCAUCACCAUCUCUAUCUGAAACUGUCAACGGUUUGGUGGAAUUUUGCGAAACUCAAAUCGAGAAUAUUGAAGGUUGUUCUGAUUGCUAUGAAAACAGACACAAAUAUCCGGAAGAAUGGCAAUUUUUAGCUUGCAGAAAACCUCACAUAAUACUUUGGACAACCGAUUUGAAUGCCCGAAAAUACUGGCCGGUUAAACUAAUCUCGAUUGUAAAUGCGGAGCAAAUCAAAGUCGUUCGCUUUGGUAGCGGUAGUUCAGAUUUCGUCAACAUUUUGGCGAACAAUUGCUACUUGUACUCGAGAGAUUCGCCCGCAUACGGUAAAUACAACUUGGAACGCGAACUAAAGGAAGUGAAGUCAUACAUUGAAAACGCCGAGAAAAAAUUUGGCCGAUUCUGGUUGGCUUCGAAAAGAACUCGAUUCUAUCAAAAUAAACUCGCCAUACGCGUGAAGGCAACAUUUCCAGACUACGAUGGGCCGUGCCCGUACAAUUUGGACGGCAUCGAAAGUGACUUCACAGAAAUGGACAAUUACUUUAGUGAUGUUGACAUUGACUCUAGUGAAUAUUAUGAAGAAAGCAUUGGAAGUGCCACUAGCUCCAGUGAGGAUGAAGAAAGCAGCGAGGAUGAAAACAGCAUUGAAGAUUUAAGUGCGAAUAAACGAUAUCAGCCAAGCCAUCCGUUCAUCCAAUGGCCCAAAGAGGACAAUAACAGCAAAAUGGACAGAAGUGAUAGUUCCAUUGACGGUAAACAAGAUGACGGUUCCAUUGACAGCUCCAAUAAAGAUUCCGUCAACACCACCGAAAUUGAUGAUGCCACCAGUACGAAUUUGACUCAAGAUAUGAAGCGGCGUCUCUCGUCAGAAUGUCAAAGCACGACAUCGAAAGAAAUACCAGCAAAUCGUAGCACCGAUGGCAACAUUAUUGACAAAACUGACGCCGAUAUGGAUGCAGAAAUUCCAACGAAGAAACAGCGUAUCUCCUCGGAAAACGAAAUCAUUUAUGGUGUGCUAGAAACGGUUCAACACGACCAUCAAUAUGACACUAGUUUUGCAGACGAUUCAGGUUUUAACAACUCCAGUUUAACAUCAUCAUCGGUCGUCGAAUCUUCACCUGGUCAAAGCAAAGCAAACUCUACACAAGGCAUUGAUUCACAAAUCGACGAAAUGACAAGCACACUCAAAUUUGAAGCCGUACAAAAGGAACUGAUUUUUUCGAAAAAGAAAAUCGCUGAAUACGAAAAAAUGAACAAGAGCUUGACUGAAAAAAUGGAACUUCUCACAUUCAAACGGGCGCUAGAAAAUUCAGUUACAAAGGACACAUUGGCCAAUUUGAAAAAGAAGCAUGCCAUUGAAAUUGCAAAUCUGAAUAAAUCACUCAAACAAUUAAUCGCCGAAAAUCAAUCACACGAACAAACCAAGAAGGACUUGUUGGCACAAAUCCAAGUCAUGAGUCAUAAAAUCGCAAAUGCCAGCGAAGAAGUGGUGGCUUCAAGCAUAAAGCAAGAAAAAUCCGAUGAAGAAAUGCGCGAAAAUCUUGAUUCCGACCAAAAGGAAGAACCAAAAAAUAAUUUGAAAAAAGAAUUGGCUGAAAGCCAGGAAUCACCUACAAAGGAUCUGGUGGACGGAAAGGAACAUGUCGCAAGUGACAUUAAAAGUCCGGCCCUUGUUCCAAAACCAUGAACAGUGGUACCAUUUUUAAAACGAAGACCAUACAUUACGCGGACAUAAAAAUUCCAAAAGGACAUUCCAUCAUACAGCAUAAUUUCAUUAAAAAUUAGGAUAAACAGCAGAGAAACAAAGAAUAAAUCAGCAAUUUCUUCAACCUAGUCUUCAACACACUCCAUAC